Messenger RNA from Triticum turgidum subsp. durum (durum wheat), 660 nucleotides. NCBI's taxonomy places the organism in Eukaryota, Viridiplantae, Streptophyta, Magnoliopsida, Poales, Poaceae. The record is from the annotation of a GenBank genome assembly.
AUGGAGGAGCCGUCCAUGGCCGACCCGCCGCGGAUCUUCUGGAAGUCCAGGAGGAGGCCGUCGUCAGCCAAUGGCCGGAGCUUGCAAGCACAAGAACAUAAUAACGAGGCCGCUGCCACCGAAGAGGCAGCAGCGGACACUCUUCCGGCUCAAGGAGAAGCCAUGAAGAUUGAUGACGCAAAUGCAGCAAGCACUACCACAGAGGAUGAUGCUCAUCAGGCAGAUCCGAUGGCUAACCUAUCUGAGAAGCGAAAGGCGCUCUUUGAGCCCCUGGAGCCAAUCAAUGGCAAGCGCAGCGCUGACAUGCUGCUUCCGCCACCGGACUUCGAGCCUACAUCAUAUCCCAAGGGAUGGCUGGUUGGUAAGAAGCGCAAGCUCGUCAAUGUCGAUGUCGUGGAGAGCAUGAGGAGGAUAGCGAUCCUGGAAAUGAACAGAAAGGACCGUGAAAUCGGCGGGCUGAAUGAACAACUAGAGGAGGACUCCCGCGUGCUGGAGCUUCUGCAGAAGCAGCUCACGGACGAGCGCAGGAAGCGGUCGGAGAUCGAGAAGGAGAACUCCAUGCUUCAAGAGCAGGUGACCAUGCUGAUGAACAUGCUUGAUGAAAACGAAGCCUUCGACGAGGAAGGAGAAGAGGCGCCACCACCCGACUCAAUCGAUUAA